Messenger RNA from Ustilaginoidea virens, 1593 nucleotides. RefSeq lists its product as uncharacterized. Gene Ontology annotation, biological process: positive regulation of transcription by RNA polymerase I; rRNA processing. The record is from RefSeq and is a predicted model, not a curated record. NCBI's taxonomy places the organism in Eukaryota, Fungi, Ascomycota, Sordariomycetes, Hypocreales, Clavicipitaceae. Gene Ontology annotation, cellular component: nucleolus. The coding region runs from base 1 to 1593 and encodes 530 amino acids. The transcript has a single exon. Gene Ontology annotation, molecular function: protein binding.
AUGGCAGCGGCUCAGGCGGGACCUCUCCCCCAAGUCAAGCUGCCCUCUGGCCCGUCGCCAGUCACGGCCGAGCAGCGGUACUGGAAAAGCUUCAAGAACCAGCUGCUCAUCCCGUCGCCCACGAGCUACCCCGUCACGCACAUCUCGCACAAUGCCGACAACUUUGUCGUGACGACGGGCACCCGGGUGCAAAUCUACUCGACGCGCACGCGCAAGCUGCUCAAGACAAUCACCCGCUUCGGCGACAUUGCCCGGAGCGGGGACAUUCGCAGGGACGGCAAGGUGGUUGUGGCGGGCGAGGACAGCGGCCGCAUGCAGGUGUUUGACGUCAACACGCGGGCCAUCCUCAAGACGUGGACGGAGCACAAGCAGCCCGUCUGGACGACCAAGUUCUCGCCCACGGACCUGACGACGCUGCUGAGCGCCAGCGACGACAGGACGGUGCGGCUGUGGGACCUGCCCGGCGACGAGGCGACGGCGACGUUUGCCGGGCACGGCGACUACGUGCGAUGCGCCGGCUUCAUGCCGAGCACCAUGUCCGGCAUGGUGGUGUCGGGCAGCUACGACUCGACCGUGAAGCUGUGGGACCCGAGGACGGGGGGCGGCAGCUCGGCCGUCAUGACGUUCAAGCACGCGGCCCCCGUCGAGGACGUGCUGCCGCUGCCGUCGGGGACGACGGUGCUCGCCGCGGCGGGCAGCUCCGUCACGGUGCUGGACCUGGUGGCCUCGAGGCCGCUGCACAUGAUGACCAACCACCAGAAGACGGUGACGUCGCUGAGCCUGGCGUCCAACGGCCGGCGCCUGGUGACGGGCGGCCUCGAGGGCCACGUCAAGGUGUUUGAGACGACGGGCUGGAACGUGGUCAACAGCGUCAAGCACCAGUCGCCCGUGCUGGCCGUGCAGGUCAUAGCGUCGGGCGACGGGCCCGAGGCCGGCGACCGGCACCUGGCGGUGGGCAUGCAGUCGGGCGUGCUGAGCAUCAGGACGCGCCUGACGGGCCCGGAGGCGCAGCGCGAGCGCGAGCGGGAGAAGGAGAUGGCGGCCCUCGUCGGCGGCACGAUAGCGUCGCACGACGCGCGGACGUCGAAGCGCAAGCGGAGGAUCGAGGCCGCCAGCCGCCUCGACGCGGCCGGCGAGGGCGCCGACGCGGCGAUUGCCGACGAGCCGCGCGCCGGGCGGAAGAGGGAGCGCCCGUGGCAGAAGGACCUCCGCCACGCCCGGUACGGCCGCGCCCUCGACCAGGUGCUGGACCGCGCGUCGCCCGAGCACUCGUCGGCCAACGUGCUCACCCUGCUGCUGGCCCUGCGGCACCGCAGCGCGAUGCGCGACGCGCUGGAGCACCGGGACGGGGCGGGCGUCGCGCCCGUCCUGCAGUGGGUGUGCGGCCACAUCCGCGACCCGCGCUACGUGAGCGUCUGCGUCGAGGCGGGCCUGCACCUGCUGGACCUGUAUGCGGAGUACGUGGGCGAGUCGGCCGAGCUGCUCGAGGGGUUCAUGACGCUGUGGAGGCGGGUGAGGGCGGAGGUCAAGGUGGCGCACUGGGCGUGCGCGACGGGCGGCAUGCUGGAGAGCAUGAUGAUGGGCGUCGUGUAG